Molecule: messenger RNA, 225 nt
Organism: Suricata suricatta (meerkat)
Lineage: Eukaryota; Metazoa; Chordata; Mammalia; Carnivora; Herpestidae
Product: 40S ribosomal protein S27-like
Exons: 1
Coding region: 1-225 (74 amino acids)
Biological process (GO): translation; ribosomal small subunit assembly
Cellular component (GO): ribosome; cytosolic small ribosomal subunit
Molecular function (GO): RNA binding; structural constituent of ribosome
Source: RefSeq, a predicted model, not a curated record
AUGCCCCUCACCAAAGACCUCCUCCAGCCACCCCCGGAAGAGGAGGAGAGGAAGCACAAGAAGAAGCAUCUGGCGCUGAGCCUCAACUCCUGCUUCAUGGACGGGAAGUGCCCAGGAUGCUAUAAAAUCACCGCCAUCUUUAGCCAUGCGCAGACCGUAGUCCUGUGUGUGGGCUGCUCCACUGUCCCCUGCCAGCCUGCGGGAGGAAAAGCAAGGCUUACAUAA